Messenger RNA from Rosa rugosa (rugosa rose), 570 nucleotides. RefSeq lists its product as uncharacterized. The transcript is spliced from 5 exons. The coding region runs from base 1 to 507 and encodes 168 amino acids. NCBI's taxonomy places the organism in Eukaryota, Viridiplantae, Streptophyta, Magnoliopsida, Rosales, Rosaceae. The record is from RefSeq and is a predicted model, not a curated record.
AUGCCCAAGCCAUUGAUUGCUGAGAUUUAUGUCUUUUGCUCUGCGGGGUUUUGUUAUCUGCUUCAAUUUGUGUCAAAGAAAAUGUCUUUUUUGUUGAAAAGUGAUUCGGAAUAUCGAUUGGAAGCGCAAGGAACAGAUCGAGUGGAAGCGCCAUUAUGGCCUAAUGGCAAGUACAAGCCCCUAAAGAAACUGAGGUUGGCGGAGGUUGAAGCCGAGCAAAAGGAGCUCCAGGAGGCUAUAAAAAAUGCAAGACAAAGAGGCUUGAAUUUUACUGCCCUUAAUGGUGAUUGUGCAUAUCAUAGUCUCAAAUUUGUCUUGCAACAGAUGAGUCUGGGUAAAUUAAUGAAGACUACAAUUGAGAAAGAACACAAGGUAGAUAAGGUUGGGGAUUUGGCCCUCUCUGCUUCACUAGAGGAACACGCAGAGGCAAGUCAAGCAACUAGAGAUGAUAAUGGUGAUUCUGAUGGUGAUGAUGAAGAAGAGGAUGGGGAGGGUGUUCGUAAUUAACAUAGGUGCAACUUUUAGUAAAAUUGCAAGAUGUUUUGACUCAUCGAUUUUGUAGAAGCAUCA